Molecule: messenger RNA, 405 nt
Organism: Helobdella robusta
Lineage: Eukaryota; Metazoa; Annelida; Clitellata; Rhynchobdellida; Glossiphoniidae
Exons: 2
Coding region: 1-405 (134 amino acids)
Cellular component (GO): plasma membrane
Source: RefSeq, a predicted model, not a curated record
AUGACCUUACCAGACGACCUCAGACCCCCACCAACAUCUCCUGCCAUUUCAGAUCCGGCCAAUUACAUCUUCUGCGGUUCGGACAAACCCCCAACCCUGAUGUCUUCCGGAAACAAGAUGGCUGUCGUCUUCUCGUCCACGUCUGAAACGGAGAAAAUUAAAAGGCCUGAUGAUGGCUUUGGUGGAUUUAGAUUCAGGAUCAAGUAUAGCUAUACAACCGCUUGCAAGUUCACUUAUCGGAGUGAGCCGAAUUUAGACCACGGAUCAUUCUCUUCUCCAAACUUUCCCGGCCUGUAUCCACUGAACACCAGAUGCCACUAUCAGUUCAUCGGCCAGCCCGAUGAGAGAGUUGUGAUUCGAUUCGAAUAUUUCGAUAUUGAUGGCCUACCGAAUCGGUAUAUCUAG